AUGAGAGGUCUUAUUUUGUGUUGCUUUACAGGGAAAAAACCUUCUAAACUUCACCAAUGCAAGGUUAUGAGUACAAGAGACCUGUCAGAAUAUGCUCAGCCAGCUGGGAAUCAGAAUUCUGGAAAGGAAACUCCUCAGAAAGAGCCCAGGAGGAACAGUGUUGAAUUAGAUUUGGACAAUCGAAAGAGAAAAUUAAAUUCACCAGAAGUGGAAAGAAGAAAACGAAAAAGUAGAACCGUCAGCAGUUGCGAUGCUUAUCACCCGCUUGCGAAUUACGUAUUCCCAAGAACUAAAACUAAAUAA
Blepharisma stoltei is the source of this 303-nucleotide messenger RNA. NCBI's taxonomy places the organism in Eukaryota, Ciliophora, Heterotrichea, Heterotrichida, Blepharismidae. The record is from the annotation of a GenBank genome assembly.